UCAGGAGGGAGGCGGAGGAGGAGGAGGAAAGCUGUGCGCAUGUGCAGCCCACCUGUGCAACGUGGAGGGGGAAAAUGCCUAAGAAGCAGGGAGAGCGCGUGGGCGUAGCUCAGGAGAUAGACACCCUGGAGGAGAAGCUGUCCCAGUGCAGAGAGGACUUGGAAGAGUUGGAUUUUAAGCUACGGAGAGAAGAACUGACUCCUGAGGGAAGAAAGUCACUGGAAAGAGAGAGAGAUCUGCUAGCAACCAAAGCUGAAAAUUAUGAGAAAGAACUGAAAGCGCUUCGCCAUGAAAACCGCAAGAACGCAGCCCUCUCAGUGGCCCUCGUGCUGCUGCUUGUCGUUAUUUACACUUGCUGGACGAUGUAGCAGCUUUUGCCGAGAUCCCCUCAUGCCGUGACUGUGAUAACCUCUUCUUUCCCUCACCAGACUAUCACGAGGGCGUGAUCGGCUUUCCAAGCCAGUGCUCUCAAGACACCUCCAAAUCAUAAUGGCCUCAGCAGUCCCUGCUGUUGAAGUCUGAGGAAAAUUAGCACAGCAGAAGCUAUUUUGGAGAAGAGGCUGAAGUAUGGUUGGAGCCGUCCCAUUAUUCUGUGGUGAAUAAUCAGUAAUGCUGCCAUUUCCUGUUCUUAAGAAGCCACCUGUGUGUAAUCGGUCCCUCAGAUUGUUUCAGUAGCUCAAGCAUUUUGAAAAUGAAACCUUUGCCACUACAAAGCUUUUCUCCCAGUCCCCCCAUUCAAUAGACACCAAGCCCUCCCUCUCUUUAUUUCCAAGGUCCUCAAUGCCUUCCUCUCCCACUGAGGAGCAUAGGUGGAGCAUCUGGGAAUAGUACAGGGCAGAAUAAUUUCCUGGGGUUGGCAAAGGGCAAAUAAACUAAUUCCACAAUUUGAAUAAAUACCAUCUUCCGCUUGGAAGAGGGUCUAUCUUCUGC
Messenger RNA from Lacerta agilis (Sand lizard), 930 nucleotides. RefSeq names its product coiled-coil domain containing 167 (gene CCDC167). The transcript is spliced from 4 exons. The record is from RefSeq and is a predicted model, not a curated record. The coding region runs from base 75 to 368 and encodes 97 amino acids. Lineage: Eukaryota; Metazoa; Chordata; Lepidosauria; Squamata; Lacertidae.